AAAAAAAAAACGCUGACAAGAGCUCGGCAGACGAGACGAUCACGGAAAGGAAAGCAGAGGAGUCGCGUCUUCUGCAACUUCUUCCCACUUCCUUCCUCCCUCCUACCUGUAUGACUGAGUGAAGACAAACGCGACUCAGCUAUGGAGAGCUCUGUUGAGUCUUCCCAGAGCGGAGGCGCCCCGACAGCAAAGCCAGUCCUGGCUCCCAAACCCUUUCUGGCUCCUAAGCCCUUCUCGCUACAGAAGAAAAACACAAUACGCUCCAUCCACGCUCCAAAGACGGUUCCUGCUACUACGACAAAAGCAAAACCAAACCAGACUGGAAAAUCAGAGGCCACGGGUGACCUCAGAGCGACUCCAAGGCCCCCCGCUCCCAAACCACCUUGUACAACUCCCACCUCCACUUCCAAACAGAGCUCUGUGAGUGUGCCCGCCAAAAACCCGGCAAGUAAAGCACUUCCACAAGAGGAGAGUUCCCCUGACCCUAGUGCCAGAGUACCAGUGCCAGUGCCUGACCCAGUGCCAGUGACAGCUCCAGUGCCAGGUCCAGGUCCAGUGUCAGUGCCUGCAGUGCCAGUUCCAGCUCCAGUUUCAGCUCCAGUUCCAGUGCCAGUUCCAGUGCCUGACCCAGUGCCAGGUCCAGAGUCAGUGCCUGACCCAGUGCCAGUUCCAGUUCCAGUGCCUGACCCAGUGCCACGUCCACCCUCUCCAGCCACUCAACUUGAGGAGUCUCCCAAAUCUGAGUCGGUCCAGAAAGAUGAUGUCAUCCAAACAAACCACAACUCAAGCAGAGACUCUGCUGUAACAAACUCAGAGCAGAAAGAUGGGGAAAACAAGCAGGAUGAAUCCAAGGUUUCUGACCCCCAAAAGCUUGAGGAAGUAAGUGGUGACGUUUCCUCUACAACCGAUUCCCCGCAGCGGUGGGGCAGCACCAGGAAGCGUCUGCCCACGGAGCUCACUUCAAAGUUUCAGUCCGGUCCUCCACUCGUGCCCCCGAAACCGACUUCAGCCAUCUCUAAAUCCCGCACUAAACAUGACUCCAAUAAACCAGCUUUUUCCGAUCCAGAACAAAACCAGCCAAUUUCAGAACUGUCGAAUAGCGAAAGUGAUGCUGGUGAAGUGAAGGAGGACUAUAGUGGAGGAAACAGUAUCAAACGCAGGAUCAGUCUUCUCUUUGACCCGUCAUCAAGGCCGGAGGUCACAACAAAGAGAGAUGAUCCAGAAAUAGUGAACGGGAUAGGAGGUGUAAAGGAGCGGAUCAAAAACUGGGCGUCAGAAACGGGUUCAGAAGGUCCAAAGGCCGAGAAGAAGCCUCCAGCUGCACCCAAAACCUGUUCCAAGAGCUACGAGCCAGCAGCUGUUCCAGCAGUGGAGGAAACCCCAGAAACGCCAACGGCAGAGGUUCCUGGGGAAGAGGAGGUGACCGCUCAGCCCGUGGAUCCACCUCUGAAAGUCUCUCCUGCCGAGCAGCCCACAGAGACCCAAAUGGAAACACCGAAAGAUGCUUUUAAUGAAGAUAAAUCAGCAGAAGUCACUACGGAGACAGCCGAGCACAGUAAAGCAAUAGAAGGGGAUGUCCAGCUACAAAACCAUAGUGAGUCUCCAUCCCACACUGCUGCUGAGGAGGGAGAUGCAGCUGCUGAGCUCGUGCCAAAGAGGGACAAAGUCAAACGGCGCUCUGUUCGCUUUGGUACUGUGGUGGCGGAUGAUGGAGGGCCUCCCAUCAUCCUGGGCUCAGAGCCUGAAUCCAGCGCGGAGGAAGAAGACCAGGAAGAAGGUCCUGAGGACAAACCUGAGGAAGAUGUUGUUUCUGUGCCUGUAUAUAGAAAAGUUGGGAUUCUUCAGAGGAAGCACGAGAGGCAAAGGCAAGAAGAAAAAGGACAGAAACACAUGGACUUUAUAAAAAGAGAGGAGGGAGAAGAGCAGCAACAGACAAGAAUUGUGUUGGAAGAUGAGCAGAUACUAGAAGAAGGAGUGAGGGAGAAAGAAAAGGCAAGGGAAAGUCAAGAGCUCAGGUUCAGGGAGGAAGAAAUGGAGAGACAGAGAAUGCAGGAGGAGGAGAGCCGACGGUUAAUAGAAAAGGAGAGAGAAAUGGAAAGACUGAGAGAUGAACAGGUUGAAAAGGAAAGACAGGCAGAACUGUUGCAGCAGAAACAGGCAGAGCAGGACGUGGAGGAGAAAAAGCAGAAAGAAAAGAGACCCAAACACGUGCAAGAGGAUUGGGAAAAACAGGAGCUGAAGGAGGAGGAGGGGAAAGAGGAAAUAUUGAUGGAGGACGGAGAAAUGCAGAGAGAAGAGGAGGAGAGAUUGAUUCAGGAGCACAAGGAUUAUCUACCGGAGGAGAAACCAGAAGAGGAGGAAUCAGGUAAAGACAAGCAGAGAGAGGAGAACUGUGAUGGGGUCAAAGAAGAGCAGGCGAUGAAGGAGAGACAGGAAGAGGAGGAACGAGGGAGGAUGAGGCAUAUGGAGGAGAGACUCAGACAAGAAGAUCAGGAAAAGGAGCAAUUAAGAGAAGAGGCUGAGGAGAGAGAGAGGCUUAGGAAGCUUCAAGAGGAAGAGAAGUUGAAGCAAAGACAGGAGGAGGAGGAGGAGAGACAACUUGAGAGGAAAAUAGAGCAGGAAAAAGAGGAAGAGGUGGAAAGAAUGAAGCAAAUAGAAAAACAGAGAGUGGAGGAGAGAAGGGAAGAGGAAAGAAAAAGACAGAUUGAGAGAGAAAGAGAGGAACUAGAGAGAAAAAUGCAAAAGGAAGUGGAAAAACAAGUAGAUGAACCUGAGAAAACCCCUAAAAUAGCGGAAGAGGGUGAAAGACAACAACUUGAAUUGACUAUGAUGGAGGAGGAGAUGACGUCCGAUAAAGGAGAGCAAAAUCUUAUCAGUCUUGACUCUGAAGAUGGAGCUGAGAAAUCACCGGUCUCUCCUCCGGCAGAGAGUGUGGUGGACGUUGUUUACGACGACUUCUCUGUCAGAAAGCCUCUGAUUGAGGUGGACUACGAUGACUUUUCUGUCAAACCAAAGACACGGGGCUCACGGGCUAAAGGAGAAACCGCUGCAGCACGGCACAGUUGGAGAGAUGAGUUUACAGAUAAAGAGGAGGCGCUUGUUUCCCUGGACGUGGAACCGCGGGAAAACCAACAAGAGCCGGUGGAGGGUGAGCAAGUACAGAGCCGAGCCCGGGAGAGCCCGGGGACAGAAGUGGUGGAGGUGGAUCCGGAGGAGGGGGAGGAAGAAGAGAGGCCAGAGGAAGAGCAGCGUCACUCUGUGGGGAUGGAAGUAGAGGAAGAAGAGAAGGAGACAGAGAAUGUUGAACAGGUGGAGAAAGAAGAAGAACACGGUGAAGAAGAGGACAGCAAUGAGACACAGGCUAACAGUUUCUGCACACAUGAUGAGGACAAAGAGGCCGCUGCUUUGACAGAUGGUGAACCACACCAGCAGGAGGGGGACUGUGAGGAAACAUGCGAUACUGACAGUUCACAGCCCAUCGCUGAUCAUACUCCUGAAGUCUCUUCUGAUGCUGCUGAUUCUCACAGGGAGCCAGAUUUACCUGCACUCCCAGAGAGCUUCGCGCCUCUCCUUGACACCACUGCUCAGAAAUCCAAGGCAGAUCUAGGAAAGAGGCGAAUUCGAUCUCGUCCAUCUCGCUCAUUUCGCGCAGGGUCGGAUCCGAUGGGCAGGCCGGACUGGAGGGCCCAUGACUCCACAGACGGGAAGGAGGUGUCGUCAAAACAAAGCGAUUCAGAUUCUGAGGAGGAUCGGCCCAAACCGAAGGCGGUCUGCUCUCCUCCGCCUGCUGCUCAGAGAGUCCCUGUCUUUCCUGGUAUGAGCCCUGCAGCGCUAAUUGCUCAAAUAAAAAAGAGAACAGGAGGGCCUGGAGGAGGAGGAGAGGACACAGAGGAGGACAAGGCGAGAGAAAAGAAAGAAAGUGAAAAUGAGGAAGUGGCGCCAUCCCCCUCACAGCUCUCACAAUCUCCCCGCUCAGCGUCCAAGCUGGCAGGGGCUGCACUGGUGCUGCCACCUCUAGGAGGAAAAGAUGGAGGUGCUGCCUCAUCGCCUGCGUGGUUGAAGGAGUUGAGGUCUAAGAAGCGCAUGAGCUUGCACGAUGGAGAAAACUUAGGUUGACAGGAAACAUCGUGCCAUAUUUUUCUUAUUAGUAAGAAUCAGUCCGUCUCACCUGCUGCUGCUUACAGAUGCGUUUACAUCAGUCCUCCACUUGGAUCUUUACCGUGACAUCCUCGAGGGGAGUUCAGGCUUUUAAUUGCAAGAGGAUCAAUCAGGAUCUUUUAUAUCUUCUAAAUGAGACAUUGUACAGGGGCUGGGGCCUAAUUUGCGAUGUGUUAAUACCAAGUAAAUGUUUUAUAAAGUGCUGUGUGGAGGCUCAGUGGAGAGUGAAAACUCAACAGGAACUUUAACGAUAAUGGUGUGUACAUCCACACUGCUGACACGAUAAUGUUCUUGGACUCACAGCACACACGGCAUCCUCCAGCUGCAGUCAGACUCCAGAAGAACUCCACGCAGUUCCACAGAGAAAGACAAAGAAGACCAGAACUGCAGUUAUUUGUAAAAUACUUCAGUGAUGUGAAGCAGUGGGCAGAUUUUCCUUCCUAUAACAGAACAAGUCAUCUUUUGAGGAAAUGUUUGACAACAAAAGUUAGUACUGGUUUGAGGGGACCCUGACAAUAAUAAAGACAUCGGUAAAAAAGACCACUUGGCAGUAAUUCUCAGGUAAAGAAGUCACUUUUUUCAUUGCAAUUUUUUGGCUUAAUAUGUUAAAUUAACGUUUAAUAAGCGGUAUACUCAAGAUUUAUGGUUUCUGACAGUUUCCGACCUACACAAUACUUUAUCUCGCAAAAAGACAAUGUAAAGAAACAGCAGUCACAAUACUAAAAACAGUAUGAAUUACCAUUUAUUUAUAGCUAUCAUGAAGAAUCAGAAGAAAACAGUGUGAUGCUCCACCCGGUUAAUAUUUGAUUCACUGAUUUUUUUUUUUUUUUUAUCAAAUGUUGAUGAAUUUGUUCUAAAAGUGAUCCUAACAAUGUCAUUUGCCACUAUCACUGUCAGUUUUUGGACACCACCAUCUGUUUUUAUGCAGCUGUGAGGUUUGUCCUGGUCUUCUGGGAAUCCUAACCGUAAGCUUCACAACUAUAUGACUAACCUCAGCCUUAAUCUAAAUCUAAAUGAUCAACACAGACAUGUAUAAACAUAUAUAUGUACAUACACACUGAGUAGAAGUAAUAAACCUUGUGUGUAUUUGGUUUAAAUUGUACAAAUUGUCCUUGUCUAAGUAUCCAGCCUCAAGUAAAGGUUGAAGCACUUUAACAAAAAUUAUAGCAACUCACCGCCCACGCCUGAGCAAAAAUAACACUUUUCUUCCUUUUACCAAAACUAAAGAAAUACUCUUUUCGUACGCAAUAGUUUGCAACAACAUCAAGGGUUUUUAAGGGGAAAUUUUUUUAUUUUUUUUUAUGUUUUACAAACCUUGAAAAGAAAUCAUGACUGCUCAAGACUUGUAUGUGCCUUUUUUAUGCUGGAAAGUGAAUGUUAUAGAUAUCCUGAUGACCAUUUAUGGUUAUCUUACUGUAUAUUUAAUGGAAAUCGAGGGAAUUUUAUUAAAAGUUUUUUUCUAUGAAA
Messenger RNA from Cololabis saira (Pacific saury), 5625 nucleotides. Its product is annotated as calponin homology domain-containing protein DDB_G0272472-like. Lineage: Eukaryota; Metazoa; Chordata; Actinopteri; Beloniformes; Belonidae. The record is from RefSeq and is a predicted model, not a curated record. Bases 142 to 4116 code for a protein of 1324 amino acids. The transcript has 10 exons.